UUCUUGUUUCUCACCCUUUCAUAAUUGCUGUUCCAACAAAAAAGCACGCUUGCUUUCAUUCUCGACACAUUCUGUCCCGUCAUUUUAUAGACAAUGUUGACGCAUUUCUCUUUUCUGCGAACCAACUUGAUACAUUACAGUGCAAGACACCCAGUUCGUCGCUACUCUGCACAGUCAGUCCAUCCACGAGUGAUUGCCGAACUUCUCGAUGAUCAUGUUAUUGGACAAGAACGAGCCAAGAAAAUCCUUUCUGUCGCUGUAUAUAAUCACUAUAACCGCAUACGAGCUAACCUCCAGCGGCUGGAACGAAACGAAGCGAGUCGUGACGAGCAAGGCACGAGUCUCGCCAACGAAUCCAGUUUAAGUGCAGCACCGGAUAAAACUACAGAAGAACAUGUCCCGUCAGAGCAAGCCGUUUUGAGAUCGCUAGGGAACGCGCCUGGACAACCGUCAUGGCUAAAUCAGUAUGCGCCCCUUAAACAUACGCAUGAAUCUUUCUUAUCCGAUCAAGCAUCCACUGGCCAAUCUCCGGGUUCCACCGCCAAAGAUCUGUCGACAGUACUAGAAAAAAGCAACAUUCUUUUGAUUGGUCCUACCGGUUCUGGAAAAACCCUUCUGGCCAAGACGCUGGCCAAUAUACUGAAAGUACCAUUUUCCAUGUCGGAUGCCACCUCAUUUACGCAAGCAGGCUAUGUUGGUGAAGACGUAGAAAUGGUGAUCCAACGACUAUUACAGAGCUGUGAUUACGAUGUGGAAAGGGCAGAAACAGGAAUCAUCUUUAUAGACGAAAUAGACAAGAUUGCGAGACGAUCGGAUCCAUCCAUAGGGUCCAAAGACGUGAGCGGAGAAGGCGUUCAACAAUCGCUGUUACGUAUGCUUGAAGGCACUGUCAUUCAUAUCACCGACAAAGGAAUGCCUAUUUCUAGCUCUUCAUCGCCACAACGACCCACCCCCAUCCUCACAGGCGGAACAAUGAUCGGAAGCAUGGUUGCACCCUCUUCAACGUUGCCUGCUCCCCCUUCUUCUUCUAUCUCACCAUCUCCUUCCACUGCAUCUCCAUCCUCCAUUCUGCGAAGCACAGGCCUCGCACCUCCUCCAGGCGAAACAUAUGCUGUCGAUACGUCCAAUAUCCUAUUCAUCCUGAGCGGCGCAUUCAUUGGAUUGGAAAAGAUAGUCAUGGAUCGUCUAGACAAAGGGUCGAUGGGUUUUGGCGAAGAUGAGCGAAUACCGGACGCCUCGUUGGACGGAUCCGAUUCCAAUCAACCCGGGACCUCCGUGACUCUAGAAAACGCCUUGUCUUUUGUCGAGCCAGAAGAUACAGUAAAGUACGGCCUGAUUCCUGAAUUCAUCGGUCGUUUACCCAUCAUUGCCAACGUAAACCAGCUCUCGGAAGAUGAUUUGUUGCGAGUACUGACGGAACCCAAGAAUGCAUUGCUAAAACAAUAUAAAGAGUUGUUUGCAUUAAGUCACGUAUCGAUCGAAUUCACUAGGAAAGCCCUGCGAGCAACGGCCAAGCGUGUUUUGGAAACGCAAUCGGGAGCGCGUGGUUUGCGUCGUAUCAUGGAACAAAUCCUACUGGAACCCAUGUACGAAGCCCCAGCGUCUUCCAUUCGUCAUAUUCUUAUUACCAAGGACGUGGUCGAGGGCAAAUCUGCACCUUUAUACUAUUCCCGAGGACAAUGGGCGGUGAUGGAAGAGGAUAUGAAAUAUGACGAUGAUGAUCUUCGAGUCCGCCGGACCUCACCUUCGCAAGCCUCCAAGCAAUCAAGCAGGCAGUCUACAGAGACCGGCACCUCCACCGUUGCCGAUACGGAACCCAAUUACAUAGCUCCCAAUUCUUCACUGCAACAGGUCGUGGAAACUUACUACAGGAUAUAAAAACUUGCACCAUAUCAUUUUUCACGCUCGUAAGCAAUUCGGGUAAACGAUAUUGGCUGGUUUCCUUUUCUGAAAUGCAAUAGCCUCCUCGUUGUCGCAAUCCAUACUGCGCUUUAUGAAAUGUGUGUGAGAGAGCGAUCAGGAUCAAUUCGUGGCCAACAACAAAUGACUAUAUUUGCAACAAAGAGUGCUCGUUUGCCACCCUUAAUACUCGG
This is a messenger RNA of Radiomyces spectabilis, 2093 nucleotides long. Its product is annotated as P-loop containing nucleoside triphosphate hydrolase protein. NCBI's taxonomy places the organism in Eukaryota, Fungi, Mucoromycota, Mucoromycetes, Mucorales, Radiomycetaceae. The transcript has 7 exons. The coding region runs from base 94 to 1878 and encodes 594 amino acids. Gene Ontology annotation, cellular component: mitochondrial matrix. The record is from RefSeq and is a predicted model, not a curated record. Gene Ontology annotation, molecular function: ATP binding; ATP hydrolysis activity. Gene Ontology annotation, biological process: protein catabolic process; proteolysis.